Molecule: messenger RNA, 2046 nt
Organism: Amoebophrya sp. A120
Lineage: Eukaryota; Dinophyceae; Syndiniales; Amoebophryaceae
Source: the annotation of a GenBank genome assembly
AGCAACAGCGGUGGGUUUGUUAGCAAACAUAAAUACUACCUUUUUCUUUCCGCUUGCUUCUUCAAUUGUAUCCUAAAAAUCCGUAAAUAUCGAUUUCAACUUGCCUUGCGAUAUUAAUUCGGACGCCAGGUUCGUGCUCGGCUAGAAAUAUUUUUCUUGUCUUAUGCCUGCGAAGUUCGUUUUUCCUUUAGGCCGUCACUCCAAUUGUGAUGCAUUCGUACACUUCACUCUUGAGCCUAUUUUUGCUGUGCCCUUGAUAUUUUAUUCCUGACCCAACGUUGAUAUUUUUUCCUGAGCAAGUUACACUUCACACUUUGAUGUUUUUUUCCCGACCAUGCGCUUCACACUUUGAUGUUUUUUUCCCGACCAUACACUUCGCACUUUGAUAUUUCUUUCCCGACAAUACACUUCACACUUUGAUAUUUUUUUCCCGACUAUACACUUCGCAUUUUGAUGUUUUUUUCCCCGACCAUACACUUCACACUUUGAUAUUUUUUUCCCGAGCAUACACUUCACACUUUGAGAUUUUUUCUGCGACCCAACAAAAUUUCAGCCAGAUUCAUCGCAGAUUUUUCGUACUAGAGCCCCGCAGUCAACAGUGCAAGUGUUGCUGCGCAUUUAUUUUGCUCUAAAUGAUGAAAAUGUUGCGACCAGGAGAUAGCCUUCGGCAAGGACAUUGUGUGCAGCCUCUUCACCAAAGGUCUUCCUCUGCGCGGGCUGUUUUUCGUCGUGGUCCUAUCGCAAGGCUAGUACUUGGCGCAAGCCUCUUUCUCAACAACACCCUGUGCACCACCGCUUCUACUGCGAGUCGGUCCUUAUUCCUGUCCCCGCACCAGCAGGGAAAGGAGGAUAAUUCUCAGGCUCCUUCAAGCCGAGUGCUCUUUCCACAUGAGCAGCAUUUAUUCGGGCAGCAGCGUGUCGGGGCGACAGAAAUCGAUGAUCACGACCAGUUCUAUCUUCACUAUUACAAUGAAAAAUGCGCCCUCCCCAUAUCAAAACGGAAAUCUGUGAUGCAGAUUUGUGGUCACAAAUCAGCUUUGUGAUGCUAGAAGGCAAAAGAUGCGGACUGUAGUGCUGUCUAGCGUUGGAAAGCCUUGCAGCUCCAGGAUGACAAAAGGCAACUGGAAGCGGGAAACAGCAUGACAGAUUGCCUGCGAUUUAGGCCGCAGCUUCGUCUCUUGGCCUUCUAGCAAUACAAGUUGAUUUGUGUACUCAAAUGCAGCAUCACAAAUUCGCGCAUCUUCCGUUUCCGAUAUGGGGUGGGGGCUUUUUUCACUUUGAUAUUCACAGCCGCGUAUUCACGCCCCUUUCGCGAACGAAAAGCCAAAUUGGCAUGCGUAUUGAGAGGAAAAAUCCCCCCUCCCCACAUUGAAAAGGUAUGUUUCCAAAAAUUUGUCUUGCGGAUUUGAGGUCACAAAUCACAUCUGUCUUGCAAGGAGACAAGGGCAGAACCUUCCGCCCCAUAUGGAAGCGAUUUGUCAUGCUGUUGGGCCUAAAGGGGAGUCGUUUGCCAUGCUGAACAACUAGAGCAAUACGCCCCUACCUAGCCUGGGGAUCUGGCCGCAGUGCCUCUCUGCAAUACAAAGCGGAUUUGUGGCCACAAAUCAGCAUCACAAGUUUCCGUUUUGAUAUGGGGAGGGGGGAUUUUUCCGUACGAUAAUGCGCAGCCCCAGUUCUGUUGCAGGCAAAGGUGCUGUCGUGGCGUCGGCGCCGACAGCUAACCGGAUGAAUUCCAUCCAACCAGCUUCAUCACGCCCCUUGGACGAAGUAGAUCCCUUUUCUUCGACGGUGUUCCUGCAACACCCUAGAACGAAGCAACCGCUCCUCUUGGACCAGAUUCUACGGCAGCGUGGGGGAGGUGGACAGGCGACGAGUUGUACAACCGAAAUGGAUUAUGAACAUCAUGCUGAAGUAGAUGAGGACACUUUGCCAAAAAUAAACCCCCUGAGCACUGGCUUUAGCCAGCUGUUUUCGUGGCUAAAGCCAUACCGCCCGGCCAUAGUUCGACGCUGUCGCGGUGGAAGAUUGUACUCGGCCUGUACCUGA